AUGGUGGGCGGAUUUGAAGACCAAUUGACAUUGUCCUUGGUGGGCGGAUGGUAUAUAAAAAUGUCAAUAGGUGACGCUAGCUGUAUGCUGCCUUGCUGUAUAAUUUUGGUUGUACAUUUACAUAAGUAGUAGUAGUAUCAGUUUGGGGAUUUGUAAUAGUUCUUUGUCUACUCAAUUUGGGCUAUGAGCAGCGUAUGUGAUGUUGUGUAACAUUAUUUAAUGUGUGCUUGUGUGUUUGUGUCAGAGAGCGUUCCGAUGGUGUCCCGCAACCUGCCGGCGUCGUUCUUCAACGCGGCGGCGGCGGCGGGAGUGGCGGCGCCGGGCGGCGCGUGCGCCGGCGUCGACCUCUACGACUACGACCCUUGGCACCAACACUACGGCGGGUACGGUCCGGCGGCGGCGCACCGUCACGCGGCGGAGUACCACGCGGCGCACCACAACAUGGCGGCGGGGUACGGCGUGGGCGGGCUGCUGCUCGGCCGCGCGCCGCUGCACCAGUACAAGCCGGUGGACUGGCCCGCGCACGCGCAGCACGCGCCACACCUCGACCCCGCCACUUGCUCGCCAUACUACCCGCCGGUGCCAGGUCAGUCCCCGACACUCUCAGCUGGUUGCACAAACGUUCAUUAACAUUGUCAUUAGUUUAAAGCGACAUUACCCAUACAAAUUUGACAGUCAUUAGUCACAGUCAGUACUUACCUGUAUUUCGUCGCAACCGUGUGCAUUAACGCAGGUCUGCAGCAGUCCGUGCAAUACGAUAAAUUGUGUAGCGUUCGUAAAACAAAUAUAUUAAUCCGGGGUAGUGCAGCAGAGCAGAUGUGUAACGAUUUAUAUGUAGAGUCCAGAGAGGACAAUACUGGCGUCCCGUAUUGUCCGGGCGGUGGUGGGGUGGGGCCGGUGGAGAGGGGCGUCCAAUGGCUGCGGGCUGACCACUGCCCCCACCCACCGUCGCCUCAAUCGAUGCCCCCUCCCGCCGCCCCGCGUCCCCCGUGCGCGUCAUGA
This is a messenger RNA of Diatraea saccharalis (sugarcane borer), 1002 nucleotides long. The record is from the annotation of a GenBank genome assembly. Lineage: Eukaryota; Metazoa; Arthropoda; Insecta; Lepidoptera; Crambidae.